Molecule: messenger RNA, 3103 nt
Organism: Dryobates pubescens (Downy woodpecker)
Lineage: Eukaryota; Metazoa; Chordata; Aves; Piciformes; Picidae
Gene: PGP
Product: phosphoglycolate phosphatase
Exons: 2
Coding region: 39-989 (316 amino acids)
Cellular component (GO): cytoplasm
Molecular function (GO): sn-glycerol 3-phosphatase activity
Source: RefSeq, a predicted model, not a curated record
GGACAGCCGAGGGGCGGGCACACUGCUGAGGCGCGGUGAUGGCGGCUAUGGCUGGUGUUGGAUCGCAGCGGUGCCGGCGGUUGGAGGCUGAGACAGCUCGGGCCGUGCUGGCAGCCGCCGACACGCUGCUCUUCGACUGCGAUGGCGUCCUGUGGCGGGGUGAGGUGGCGGUGGACGGCGCGGCGGCGGCGCUGGGUCGACUGGCGGCGGCGGGCAAGCGGCUCUGCUACGUGACCAACAACAGCAGCCGGACCCGCGUGGCCUACACCGAGAAGCUGCGGCGGUUGGGCUUCCCGCCCGCCGAGACCCGCCACAUCUUCGGCUCGGCCUACUGUGCUGCCCGCUACCUCCGCCAGGCCCUGCCGCCGGGCGCCGCCGCCUACGUGCUGGGCAGCCCCGCUCUCGCCGCCGAGCUGGAGGCCGUCGGUAUCCGGCACCUUGGGCCCGGCCCCGCCGCCCUGCCCGGCCCCGCUCCCGCCGACUGGGCCCAGGCGCCCCUGGACCCCGCAGUGCGCGCCGUCCUCGUCGGUUUCGACGAGCACUUCAGCUACGCCAAGCUGUGCCAGGCCCUGCGCUACCUCCUGCGCGGCGGCUCCGACUGCCUCCUCGUCGGUACCAACCGCGACCACCGCCUGCCGCUUGAAGGCGGCACCGCCAUCCCCGGCACUGGCUGCCUGGUGAAGGCGGUGGAGACGGCAGCCCAGCGCGAGGCCUUCAUCGUGGGGAAGCCCAACCGCUACAUGUUCGACUGCGUGGUCAGCGAGUUCAACAUCGACCCUGCCCGCACCAUCAUGGUGGGAGAUCGACUGGACACAGACAUCCUGAUGGGCAAUAGUUGUGGCCUCACUACCCUGCUGACCCUCACUGGCGUCACCACGCUGGAGGAAGUGAAAGGCCACCAGGAGAGCGACUGUCCUACCAGGCAGAGCCUGGUGCCCCAUUACUACGUCGACAGCAUAGCUGACCUUCUCCCAGCUCUGGGGGAUUAGGACAGCAAAAUGUUUGCAGCCUCUGCACCAGUAGGCUGAGGAGGGUCCCUAAGAAUCACCUUGUGACAGUAACAUACUCAUAAGAUACUACCUGGAGUUAGCAACCCUUAGCUUUUUAACCUUCCUGUCCUUGCAAUGUGCUUCUGUUUACACCUUGGUCUUUAAAUGCACUUUGAUCAAAGAGGGCAUUACGGUGUCACCCAGCUUGGGGCCUUCUUUUUAAAUGAUAACAACACAUUUAUCCAAGUGUUUGUGAUGUCACCUUGUCCUCUAGACUGAGCUGAGGAAAAUUGAGCUGGGUGAUCCAAGGAAAAAGAACCCAACACCUUGUGGUGUGUCCUUGCCCCAACAAGCUGCAGCUCAGUCUGGUUUAUUCAGGGAAAUGACUGUUGGAGUGUGUAGUAAUGCAGUGGCUGUGCUUGCAGACAUGGUGGCUGGCAGAGUUAGUGUUUGGCCUUAGAUUGAUUUGUUUUUUUCUGGACAGGUCCUAUGUAGCAGUAGAUCCACUGUGAGCAUGACCUCAGGGCACAGAAAAUGAAAUUUCACCUCCUUUAUUUAAUCCUUGAAAAUUGCACUUGAGAUGCAGGUCAGGAUGAUGCCACUCAAAAUACAAGCAGUGUCUGCUGUGUGUUGUGGUUGUCCAAGUGUUGGAUGUACAUCCCAGAAUCCCAGGAUGCUGGGGGCUGGCAGGGACCUCUGAGGAUCAUCUAAUCCAGGCGGAUGGUCGCCCACAGCAGCUUGCCCAGGAUCACAAUGUCCAGGUGGAUUUGGAAUCUCUCCAGAGAAGGAGACUCCACAACCUUUCUGGGCAGCCUGCUUCAGGGCUCCAGCACCUUCAAUGCCUAGAAAUUUUUCCUUCUGUACAUACAGAGCUACCCUGAUCCUGAACAUAGAUCAGAAUAUAUAUAAAUUAUAAAUUUAAAUAGAAUAUAUGAUAAUAUAUUUUGUUUCCCAGAAGGGAGGAUGAAAGGAAUGGACUUCAGCACUCACAGUAGGUUUCAUUUUCAGCUCUUGCAUUUGGCAAUGCAGAAAGUCUGUAACCACCUAGGACUGUCGCUCACUGCUGCUGCUUCCCAGAAGUAAGUAACCAGAUGGAUCAGUACUGAGUUAGCUCUUCCCUCAGCAUCACAGCAACUGCUUGGCUUUGCAGAGCCUGGAUUAGUGCCCAGUCCAGGGGGUGGAUGUAGGACAGCUGUAGUGCAGCUUUCCACUCAAUCUCAUGGGAAUACUGGCAGGGUGUGACAGUGGCAUGUGCUUCCUUUAAAUACUUGAGGAUAAGAUCUUCCAUGUGUGCCUGGCCUGGGGCCUGGCACUGGCUGUUUGUCCAGCAGGCAGCAGUUGCUCCCUCAGGUGAUGAUUUUGCUUCUUGGGUGUGUCUGGGCGAUGCGCAGCACAGACCAUGGGGGAGAUUUUUGUGCUGGCUCAAUCACAGGGCACAGCUGAAAGCUUUUGCUUGACAGAAUUUGGUGAAUAUGCAACCAUAUUUGUUCCCUAGAUCCCACUCUCAACAGUUAAACACUAGCCUGCCUUCCUCUUCCUGAGCUUCCUGAAGAGCUCUGACAGUGCUGAUGCCAUUUCCUUCCACAUGGACACUUAAAGCUGGACUUUGCCACCUUUUAUGUGCAGCAAUAACCUUGUGGUUCAUGUCAGCUCUUGGUGUUAGCCCACAGUAUUUGUUGCUGUCAUCAAGGGCUGUUGGUUUGGAACUCAGCUGUGUGAAGAGUGUAGAUAAUCUCUUCCCUGCUCCUGUCUGGAAGGCUGUGACUAAAAUCACAGAAAUUCUUACAAAGUGGAACUUGGGGUAACGUGGAAAUGGACCUCAUGGGUCUAAAGCAGGUAGGGGCUGACUUAAUGUUGUAAUCUUUGAUCCAGUUCCUGUGUUUGGUUCUUGCAAUGUGUCAAAUAAAGCAGAAGACACCAAACGAGGUGUCCAGUCCUGUUCCAGCACCUCUUGUCCCUGCCAAGUCCUGCCCCUGCAUGAGGGGGCUGUCACCCUGGUCCAUAUCUGAAAUGUGCUGGUGAAGGUGUCAAUCAUGCUUCAAAUCUCUGUAUCCACUUCCAAACGGUUUCUCAACCUCUACUUGAAUUAACAUUAAACUUAGAAACCUGUUUUG